Molecule: messenger RNA, 246 nt
Organism: Rhizoctonia solani
Lineage: Eukaryota; Fungi; Basidiomycota; Agaricomycetes; Cantharellales; Ceratobasidiaceae
Exons: 2
Coding region: 1-246 (81 amino acids)
Source: RefSeq, a predicted model, not a curated record
AUGGCACCCAAUACCAUCACUGCUCCCGCCGCCGCUUACCAACCAAACCACCAGAGUGCCAAGCCAUAUUACCCAUAUAUUACCUCGUCACAGCCUACAGGCCAACGUGGAAUGGUUAUGGCACCCCCAUCUGAUGAAGAACGCGAAGCCGAGAGGCUACGAGGGGGAUGCAUCCCACUUCCCGCAGAUGUUGGAUCAUCCCUAUCCCAUGUUGCUGCUAAAACUGCAGAGCACGCCGCUAUCUAA